Papilio polytes (common Mormon) is the source of this 953-nucleotide messenger RNA. Its product is annotated as chymotrypsin-1-like. The transcript is spliced from 6 exons. Lineage: Eukaryota; Metazoa; Arthropoda; Insecta; Lepidoptera; Papilionidae. Gene Ontology annotation, molecular function: serine-type endopeptidase activity. The coding region runs from base 60 to 893 and encodes 277 amino acids. The record is from RefSeq and is a predicted model, not a curated record. Gene Ontology annotation, biological process: proteolysis.
AAACUAUUUAUUGUAGUUUUUUUAGAAACAGAUCAGUGUUGUGUCGAUCUUCUAUUAAAAUGUUUGGAAUAUUUUUUAUUGUGUUGGUAGCUGUAUUAGGAACUACUUUUGUAUCAGCUGGGUUAUUCGGCUCGGAAGAUAGCAGAGACGAAUUGGAUCGUAUUGUUGGGGGCACUAAAGCCCCUAAUGGUUCCGCCCCAUACCAAGUGUCGCUACGAUGGUUUGGGGUCAGACAUUUUUGCGGGGCCUCAAUUAUAACUACUAGAGUAAUAUUAACAGCUGCUCAUUGUGUGGACAGAAUGAAGCCGCAUUACUUCAUGGCGAUAGUGGGUACAAACCAGCUAAGAUCUGGCGGUACUCCGUACCCUAUCCGCAAGUUUGUACGUCACGAGGACUAUGAUGAUGAAGUGAUAAAGAACGAUAUUGCUGUACUCUUCACACUCACAGAGAUGAGACUAGGCGGUGACGUCGACACAGUGGAACUCAACCACGAACCUGUCAUGACAGGAGAAAAGUUGUUACUAACUGGAUGGGGUACCACUUCUUACCCAGGUAAGGCGCCAAACGAUCUGAUGAUGUUAGAACUGAAUGCUAUCUCAUUAGAAGACUGUCAAGAAGCACACAAAAAUAUAAACCCAGUGUUUGAAUCACAGAUCUGUGCGCUCACUAAGGAAGGCGAGGGUGCUUGUCAUGGUGACUCAGGCGGACCCUUAGUGAGGGAAGGAAGACAAGUUGGUGUGGUGUCUUGGGGCAUACCGUGUGCGAAAGGAAAACCUGACGUCUAUACUAAGGUGGAAUAUUUUAUGGACUGGAUAGAAAAAACUCUGGCUGACGAUAAUGCUGAUCAUAUUCAAGAACUCAAUAUGAUUAGAAGAAGCAAUCGACACGGUUAAAAUAAUACUGUUUCUAAACGCAAAUGUAGAUAUAUUAAAAAUAAACGUGGUAUGAAAUUC